GUCCUUGGGGCACGAAGCCUGGACACAGGAGGCCUGGCACUAGAGUCCUUGGUUCUGUCAGAGCCUUCUCCUGGCCAGGCCAUCCAGCAUCCCGGGCCAUGGAAGUCAGCUUAGUCACCAUCCUCCUCCUGGCUCUAUGCCUUUCCUGCCUGCUGCUGCUCUUUCGAGGAGAUGGACGGGGCACGAAGGCACGCCUUCCGCCUGGACCGCAACCAUUGCCCUUCAUAGGCAACCUGCCUCACCUGGAUGCCAAGAAUAUCAUCAGGUCCAUCUUGGCGCUCAGCAAGCAGUAUGGCUCGAUCUUCACCAUCCACAUGGGGUCCCGGCCUGUGGUGGUGCUGUGCGGGUACCAAACUGUGAAGGAGGCCCUGGUGGACCAAGGCGAGGAGUUCAGCGGCCGGGGGGACAUGCCAGUCUUGUUCCGUUUCACUCAAGGAAACGGAAUUGCUUUCUCCAACGGAGAAAAAUGGAAGAUCUUGCGGCGUUUUGCCAUUCAGACCUUACGGGACUUCGGGAUGGGCAGGCGCAGCAUUGAAGAGCGAAUCCAGGAGGAGGCCCAGUGCCUGGUGGAAGAGUUUGCCAAGACGAAAGAACCCUUUGACCCCACAUUCCUCCUUGGCUGCUCAGUCUCCAACGUCAUCUGCUCCAUCGUCUUCGGAGAUCGGUUUGACUACAAGGAUCAGCACUUCCUGACUUUCAUUGGGCUGAUCAAUGACAACUUCCGCCUCUUCAGCUCUCCCUGUGCUCAGAUGUACAACAUUUUCCCCCAUGUCAUGUAUUAUCUGCCUGGACCACACAACCAGAUUUUUGCCAACUUUGAGAAGUUGCGGGCUCUGGUUAAGGAGAUGGCCAAGGCCCACCAGGCCACCCUGGAUCCCAGCUGUCCGCGCGAUUACAUGGACAGCUUCCUCCUCAAGAUGCAGCAGGAGAAGGAAGACCCACUCAGCUUCUUCCAUGAUGACACUCUGAUCAUGACCACCCACAACCUGUUCUUUGCGGGCACUGAGACCCUCGGCACCACCCUCCGCUAUGCGCUUCUGAUCCUCAUGAAGUUCCCCAAAGUAACCGCCAAGGUGCAGGAAGAGAUCAUGAAGGUCAUCGGCUCACAGCGCAGCCCAUCCAUCACUGACCGGGCGAAGAUGCCAUACACGGAUGCCGUGAUCCACGAGGUGCAGAGGUUCGCUGACAUCAUCCCCAUGGGCAUCCCCCAUGCGCUCACCAGGGACACCCAUUUCCAGGGCUUCUUCUUUCCUGAGGGCACCAACGUCCUGCCUUUCCUCCACUCGGUGCACAGAGACCCCACCCAGUUCAAAAGCCCGGACGCCUUUGACCCCGCGCACUUCCUGGACGGGAACGGCGCCUUCCGCCGCCGCGACGCCUUCAUGCCCUUCUCCGCCGGGAAAAGGCUGUGCCUGGGCGAAGCCUUGGCGCGCAUGGAGCUGUUCCUGUUCCUCACCACCCUCCUGCAGCGCUUCACCUUCCAGCCCACCUGCCCCCGAGAGCAGCUCGACCUCUCGCCCCUGAUGAGCGGCAUCGGGAGCGUGCCGCGCCCCUACGCCUUCCGCGCGCUCUCCCGCUGAGCCGGCCGCGGGUGGGCGCGGUGGACGGCC
Molecule: messenger RNA, 1610 nt
Organism: Candoia aspera
Lineage: Eukaryota; Metazoa; Chordata; Lepidosauria; Squamata; Candoiidae
Product: cytochrome P450 2F5-like
Exons: 9
Coding region: 99-1580 (493 amino acids)
Biological process (GO): epoxygenase P450 pathway; xenobiotic metabolic process
Cellular component (GO): intracellular membrane-bounded organelle; cytoplasm
Molecular function (GO): iron ion binding; oxidoreductase activity, acting on paired donors, with incorporation or reduction of molecular oxygen, reduced flavin or flavoprotein as one donor, and incorporation of one atom of oxygen; heme binding
Source: RefSeq, a predicted model, not a curated record